GUCGAAAUAGAAGAGGGAAAAAAAGAAGUCGCCCUAAGCUUCUGGCUGUCGUCGGCCGCCUCGUCGGACUUUGAUUGGGUGACAAAGUUAAGAACAUGGAAGGCGAUGCUGGUGGGGCGAUGCCAUUGUCAACAGAGAAUGCGAAAGAAGAGCAGAAGGGUACCUCCUAUACUUAUUGGGUGAGGCAAGCGACGGAGGAAGCGGCGCCUCCCCCCGUUCCGAGGAAGCUUUCAUCUCAGGAUAUUCUCUCCUCCCAAUCUCAGCCUGCCGCCCUCGGAUCUCUCUGGAAUCGGGCUGGAACUUGGGAGGAGAAGAAUGUCAAUAAGUGGGCGACGGAUAGAAUAAAGGAGUUGCUUGUAUCAGUAGGUUCACUGGAGUUCCCUGGUGGCAAAGCAGAAAUAUCAGAUGUCUCGAAAUGCAUAGGGGAUGCAUUCUUGGUGACUGUGCGAAACAAGAAACGCGUUGGCUACACCUAUGAACUAACCUUAAAUGUCAAAGGGGAGUGGAUUACUGGAGAGGAGAAAAAGAUGGUCAAGGGACAGAUAGACAUCCCAGAGUUUUCAUUCGGCGAGCUAGAUGACUUGCAGAUGGAAGUGAAGUUGGGUGAAGUAAAGGAUCUUCUGUAUCAGGAUAAGUUGCAAAUUAGCCAAAAUUUGAGGCUAUUUUUGCAGCCUGUUCGUGAGAAAUUACUUCAGUUUGAACAGGAACUAAAAGAUAGAUAGAACUGGGGCAGAUCCAGUUUGAUAAAAAAUAGUUGUCAAGGCUUUAUUACAUUUGGCAGACUGUAAUUCUAUUUCUGUGUUCAUUUGAUAACGACUUUUUCCAAUGCAUGUAAUGGAAGGUGGGGAUAGAGGCAAAUCUUUCCCAUAAUAUUUAAAACUAAUUUGAGACAAAAGUGGACAGUGAUA
Messenger RNA from Argentina anserina (silverweed cinquefoil), 908 nucleotides. RefSeq lists its product as uncharacterized. Gene Ontology annotation, molecular function: protein-folding chaperone binding; ATPase activator activity. The transcript is spliced from 6 exons. Gene Ontology annotation, cellular component: cytosol. Lineage: Eukaryota; Viridiplantae; Streptophyta; Magnoliopsida; Rosales; Rosaceae. Gene Ontology annotation, biological process: protein folding; positive regulation of ATP-dependent activity. The record is from RefSeq and is a predicted model, not a curated record. The coding region runs from base 96 to 722 and encodes 208 amino acids.